AUGUACUAUUCUUAUUUUGAUAAACAUGCCUUACUAUGUUUCAGGGAGUUAUUAGUUUCAGUUCGUUUUGACGAACCUGGAUGGCAAUGGUCAGGGUGCUUCUUGCCAGAACAUUUAGGUGAUACUCAAGUGAAAAUGCGGAAUUACAUUUCUGGUGCAGUGAGUAUGAUACGUGUGGAAGUGCAGAAUGCUGAUGUUUCCAUCAGUGAUGAAAGGAUUAUUGGAAACCCCCACGGAAACUCUGGGACGAGCUUAAUUCUUUUGUCUGAUGAUGAUACAGGUUUUAUGCCUUACAGAAUUGAUAAUUUCUCUAAGGAGAGACUACGAAUUUACCAACAACGGUGUGAAAAUUUUGAAACUAUAAUCCACUCUUACACAUCUUGCCCUUAUGCCUGGGAUGAACCCUGUUAUGUGCAUCGUCUUAUUGUUGAGGUUGCUGGCGAACGCUUCAUAGGGUCAUAUGCUCUUGAUGAUGUAAAAGAGCACAGGCAUGUAUACUUACCUUCAACUUCUGAGAAACCUGAAAGAACUUUACUUGUUUCUGUCCAUGCUGAAGGAGCGACGAAGGUUCUCAGUAUUAUUGAUUCAAGUUAUCAUAUUUUGAAUGAUGAGAAGGGUUCACCUGUUCCCCGGUCAAAGGAGAAAAGAAAACAUGACCAGAAACAGGAAACUUCUGUUGAUUACAGCGAAAGGAUAUCAGUUAGUCUUCCUUCCAUUGGAAUCUCCAUAGUGAAUGCUUACCCACAGGUAUAUCAGAAAGGAAUCCCUUGAGUUUUGUCAAUACUCCACGGAAACCUCCUAACGUUUGGAUAAUAAAAGACCUCAAUUGACAUUUGUUCUGUUUUAAUGAUAUCAACCAAAAGACCAUUUUACCCUCUAUUAAACUGGUCAGAGUAAAGCAAUAACGAAGGCGAUUCGGAUUAGGACCCAUACCUGUCCAGACCCAGUAAAUGAAAAAUAGAAACCCU
Molecule: messenger RNA, 968 nt
Organism: Ilex paraguariensis (yerba mate)
Lineage: Eukaryota; Viridiplantae; Streptophyta; Magnoliopsida; Aquifoliales; Aquifoliaceae
Source: the annotation of a GenBank genome assembly